Messenger RNA from Lycium ferocissimum, 1799 nucleotides. RefSeq names its product pachytene checkpoint protein 2 homolog. Gene Ontology annotation, molecular function: ATP hydrolysis activity; ATP binding. Bases 141 to 1502 code for a protein of 453 amino acids. The record is from RefSeq and is a predicted model, not a curated record. Gene Ontology annotation, cellular component: chromosome; nucleus. Gene Ontology annotation, biological process: reciprocal meiotic recombination; meiotic recombination checkpoint signaling. Lineage: Eukaryota; Viridiplantae; Streptophyta; Magnoliopsida; Solanales; Solanaceae. The transcript is spliced from 14 exons.
UAAAAGAGAUGCGGUGAAAUUUUGUGUAUGUGGGUCGGGUUAGCAGGGGGUUCUCCCGCAACAUAUAUUUCAUUCCCGCCUUCAUUUUGAAAAUUCACCGCUUUUUCCUAUCCCUCCCUCCUAGGGUUUCGCCAAAUCAAAUGAGUGGUCCAAUGGAAAUCUCGAUGGUCAACAACACCAGCGAACAAAACGGUGUUGUUCCCUCACUCACAUUACCAUUGCCAUUGCCUGAUGAUAAAGUUGUCGUUUCCGUUGAAGUUUGCUUGAAGCCUUCAAGUACAGCUCGCAUUGAUGAUGUUAGGUUAGCUGUUGAGAGAAUGCUGGAAAAGAGGAGUAUGAGCUAUGCGGAUGGUCCAAUUCCAAUUCCAAUUGCUGAUCUCUUUCUUGCUGAAAAUGUGCAGCACAUGAGUGUGUGUGACACAGAUGUCUGGCUGGAGAACCGAGAUAUCCUUUUGUUCUGGCAAGUAAAGCCAGUCGUUCAUGUAUUUCAGCUUAGCGAGGAAGGACCAUGCGAAGAAUUAAGUGGGGAUGGCCAGCUUUCUACAUUUAAUGAAUGGGUUCUUCCUGCAAAAGAAUUUGAUGGAAUGUGGGAAAGCUUAAUAUACGAAUCUGGUCUCAAGCAGAGAUUGUUGCGAUAUGCUGCAAGUGCUUUGCUUUUCACUGAAAAGGGAGUUAACUCAUUCCUAGUAUCCUGGAAUCGCAUUAUUCUUCUGCAUGGACCUCCAGGAACAGGAAAGACAUCUUUAUGCAAAGCAUUGGCGCAAAAACUUUCCAUACGUUUUAGCUUUAGAUACCCACAAAGCCAACUGGUUGAAGUCAAUGCCCAUUCAUUGUUCAGUAAAUGGUUUUCUGAAAGUGGCAAGCUGGUUGCGAAGCUGUUCUCGAAAAUCCAAGAAAUGGUAGAGGAAGAAAACAAUCUGGUAUUUGUUUUGAUUGAUGAAGUUGAAAGCCUCGCUGCUGCUAGAAAAGCUGCUAUGUCUGGCUCUGAACCUUCAGAUUCUAUCAGGGUAGUGAACGCUUUGCUGACCCAGCUUGACAAGUUGAAGUCCGCGCCAAACGUCAUAAUACUGACUACGUCCAAUAUCACUGCUGCUAUUGAUAUAGCUUUUGUGGAUCGUGCUGAUAUUAAGGCAUAUAUUGGACCACCAACUCGUCAAGCACGUUAUGAGAUACUGCGAUCAUGCUUGCAAGAGCUAUUGCGUACUGGAAUUUUGUCAAAUUCGCAGGUACUGGAUGGAGAUCAUCUUGUUCUCCCAAAUUUUGCUAAUUUGAAGGAGAACUUGAGCGAAGUAGUUUCAACUGAGUCUCAAAUGUCGCUACAUCUUGGUAAACAAUUGCUUGAAGCUGCAGAGGCAUGUGAGGGUAUGAGUGGAAGAUCACUUAGAAAGCUACCAUUCUUGGCACAUGCUGCACUUGCUAAUCCUUACAGUUGUGAACCUGGCAAGUUUUUGCAUGUGAUGAUGCAAACAGCUAAAGGAGAACGUUCAGAGCUGUCCGAGUGAAUUUUUGCCAUUCAAUGUCAAAAUUCUUCUGUUACUAACCCUGUUACCAAGCUCAACUGUAGAGCAAAUGGAUGACUAGCACCGAUAAAAUGCCGAGAAUUAUCAUAUGGUUACCUGAGCCUGACAGAAACAAGCUCUUUAUUAUCUCUUCGGGAAAAGUGGAAGGGUUUCGGGCAAUGUGAAUUGUGUAACAGCGAUACAUUUGAAAGUUAUUACAUCAAUGAUAGGCAUUCUUGCAUGUUGCAACAUCAAUUGCGCUACGAGUUGCAUAUAUGAAAGUUAAGCUGAUUUAUGCGA